GCGGGCCGGGCGCCGCGGUGAGGACUGCACCGCGGGGAGUCUACUACCUCUUGCAAAAUUUUCUCCGCGGAUGUUUGGUGGGAGCGAGAGGAAGCUGGCGCGGAGGGCGGGCUAGCUUUGGAGGUUUCGCCGUUGCCGUUUGGAGCUCGCUGAUGUGGUUUAAAGGUCGCUGCUGGAGCACGGGGGGGCUCGUCUUGGGCCGCGGUCGGAUGUAUAAAAUUCACGCCGCGAGCUUUGGAGGCCCUCGUCCGAUGAGCGGGAGGAAGCGCGAGCGGAGAACUCCUCUGGCUGCUCUUUCUCUACUCCAGCUCAAGGGCUGCGAAUGUGAAAACCUACCCAUGAGCUCAGAUUUGCAGCAUUACAGUUUCAGGAUGCCUAACAUCGGGUUCCAGAACCUGCCGCUCAACAUAUAUAUCGUGGUUUUCGGCACGGCCAUCUUCGUCUUCAUCCUCAGUUUACUCUUCUGUUGCUACUUGAUCAGGCUCAGACAUCAAGCCCACAAGGAGCUCUAUGCCUACAAACAGGUCAUCCUGAAGGAAAAAGUGAAAGAGCUCAACCUGCACGAGAUCUGCGCCGUUUGCUUGGAGGAGUUCAAGCCCAAAGACGAGCUGGGGAUCUGUCCGUGCAAACACGCCUUCCACAGAAAGUGCCUCAUCAAGUGGCUGGAGGUGCGCAAAGUGUGCCCGCUCUGCAACAUGCCCGUGCUGCAGCUGGCGCAGCUGCACAGCAAGCAGGACCCGGGGCCGCCGCAGGGCCCGCUGCCCGGCGCCGAGAACCUCGUAUAGCCGGCGCCGCGGCCCGCGCCGGCGCGGAGCCCCGCGCUCCCGGACUCGCAGACAACCAAAGCACUACGGCACCGGCCCGCGGCGGUUCGGCGCUCGGGGCGAGCUCAGAGCACUUUAGGACGGGCCCCUCCGGCCCGCGGCGCAUCUCGGCAGCUCCAGCGCCCGUGAGAUACACGUGUAUAUAUAUAUAUAUACAUAUUUUUUUUUCUCUCCUUUUCCUCCCCUCCAGAAAUACGGAAUUAAGCGAGGCUUUCCUCGAGCGGUGGCCACAGGGUGGGGGGAGCCCCGGGACCGGGAGGCCCCCCCGGAGCCCGCGGCCCCCUCGUCCCGCCGGGAAGCCGCCUGCUCGCUGCUGCUCAGCCCUUCCGCCGUGGCAGCGGCGGCCCCGGGAGCCGCUUCGGGGAGCGGAGGAGCCCGCGGGCUCGCCGGAGCCUCGCGGCUGCCGCAGGCUCGGCCUCGCCUCCGAAAGGGCUCUGCGAGGACCAGCGCGCUCGCCUCAACAAGAAAACAAAACCCGGCUCUUCCCCGCGCGUGCAUCCGCACCGGGGCUCGCAGCCGGCCGCAGAGCCCGGCUCUUGGGGCGCUCCCCGUUUGUAGUGCCAAAAAAAACCCCCCUCCAAAAUAAUAAUAAUAAUAAACCCCCCCCCCCCCCAAGCCCAGCUCCGUGAAGAAGCCAAAAGCCGGGUCCCACCGCCGCUCCCCAGCAUCGCCCGACCCUUUCCCGUUAGCAACGCGCUCUCCCGACUCCCGGCGCGCUGAAAAAAAAGGGUGAUUCAGUGUCACAGCGCGCAGGCUUUUCCGAGCGGCAGAGGAGACUGUUCGUCCUCGGCGAGCGGGGGGCGAGCGGCCCGGAGGCCGGCGCGGCGGCUCGCGGGUGCCCCGGGGUGUUUCCUCUCCCCCCCCCCCUGUAAAUACCGUGCGACUCCCGAGACUGUUUAUGGAGCUUGGAGGAGCCUCAUAGACGUGUUUGUACACUAAGAAUUCUGCAGCAGAAUAUUUUUUAAGAAACGCUGUUUUUGGGGUUUUUUUUUUUUGUAAGCUAUAUUUUUGUAUAUUUAAUUGCUAUUUUAAAAAUUCUAAUGCGUCUUUUUUGCUAAUCACACUCUUCUUAAGGAAAGACGACAAAAAAAAAGAAAGUUUGCAUGUGAAUCGACUUGAAAUGUAAAUAAAAAAAAAAGCAGGUUUUGGAAA
This is a messenger RNA of Rhea pennata, 1976 nucleotides long. RefSeq names its product ring finger protein 24 (gene RNF24). Gene Ontology annotation, molecular function: zinc ion binding. Lineage: Eukaryota; Metazoa; Chordata; Aves; Rheiformes; Rheidae. The transcript is spliced from 6 exons. Bases 153 to 785 code for a protein of 210 amino acids. The record is from RefSeq and is a predicted model, not a curated record.